This is a messenger RNA of Zophobas morio, 1755 nucleotides long. RefSeq lists its product as uncharacterized. Lineage: Eukaryota; Metazoa; Arthropoda; Insecta; Coleoptera; Tenebrionidae. Gene Ontology annotation, molecular function: DNA binding. The transcript is spliced from 2 exons. Gene Ontology annotation, biological process: DNA integration; DNA recombination. The record is from RefSeq and is a predicted model, not a curated record. Bases 297 to 1001 code for a protein of 234 amino acids.
UUUUAUUAGGAUUAAAAGUGCCAUUUUUUGCGACGAGCAAAUUUUGCAUUUGCGAGGCGGAGCGAAGCGAAGCCGAGCGGAUGCAAAAUUGCGAGUCAAAAACUGACUUUUAAUCCGAAUGAAACAUACUACUUUUUCGCCAGCCAAAAAGUAAAUCUCAAAAAUACAAAAUAUUGAUAACAAUAAUAUCGAGCAGAAAUGAAUCAAUCUGCAAAGUAGUCUGGUAUCCACGUCGUCAAGGCUUUUUUUGUUUGCUUACAUACCAUUGUUUUGUGAAAACGUUUGCAGUGUUAAUAAUGAAUCCUGAAGAAGAGUUACCUCCCGAUGUGCUAGAAGAAGCACAAAACGUGGUACUGAACUUGUUACCAACAAAAUCGCGCGAAGUGUAUGAGUGCGCGUAUACCCGCUUCAUCAAAUGGUGCGAAGGGAAAAAGAUUCAAACUUAUUCUGAGAACGUCCUAUUGGUAUAUUUUUCCGAAUUGGCUACAAAAAUGAAGUCAUCCACACUGUGGUCGCAGUAUUCCAUGGUGAAAGCAACUUUAAAUAUAAAAAAUGGCAUAGAAAUCGGAAAGUAUUCAAAAUUAAAAGCGUUUAUAAAGAAACAAGGAGAAGGAUACGUUCCAAAGAAAUCAAGGGUUUUAACUAAUGAACAAAUAGAAGUUUUCUUAGACACGGCUCCGGAUUUCAAAUUCCUGAUGAUGAAAAUUGUUGUAAUCUUUGGCGUUAGCGGAGCUUGUCGGUGUCACGAACUAUUACAAAUAAAAACUGAAGAUAUUGAAAAUAUUAAAGCAGGUUUAUUGGUAAAAAUUCCUGAUACCAAAACGAAAAAACCCAGAUCAUUUACGGUUAUGGGGGAAAAGUAUUUGAAAUUUUACGAAAAGUAUGUUGCGCUUCGUCCAAAAAUGUUUAAUGAAGGUCGGUUUUUUAUUAAAUAUGUCGACGGAAUGUGCCAUCGACAAGUAGUUGGCAUUCAAAAAUUAGUGGUGUACCCCAAGAAGUAGCCAAAUAUUUAAAGCUAGAAAACUUUAAAGAAUACAGCGGACAUUGCCUACGUCGGACUUCUGCCACGCUUUUUGUGGAUUCUGGCGGUGAUAUUACGUCCCUCAAGAGGCACGGUGGGUGGAAAUCUGACAGUGUAGCCGAAGGUUACAUAGAAGAGUCUCUUAAACACAAAAAAGAUGUAGCAAAAAAAAUUUUUCGUUUGGAAGAACCAGGUACAAGUAGUGAAACCACAAGUAAAAUACAUGAAGACGCAACGAAUAGGAAUGUGAGCGAAGUAAACCUAGAAGAAUCAGGUACAAGUAGUGGAACUACGAAUAGAAUGAUCACACGUGAAGACGGAAUAAGUAGGAAUGUGGGAGCAGUAAACCUGAAUUUUGUGACCAACCAGACAGCAGGAGCGGUAGAAGUGUUAGCGCAAAAUAUUAUUACUGACCGCAUGAAAAAUGAUAAUAGUGACGGAAAAUCUUUAAUCCAAAUCAAUCGCAGUUGUUCUUAUUGUACAUUCAAUAUUAAUUUUAAAAUUUAAAUAAUUAAUAACAAUGUAAGUUAAUAAUAAAAUUGGAAAAUAUUAAUAGCAUUUCAUUCUCAAAAUAAAACAAUUGAAAACUUUUUAAGGCUAGGAUUAAAAAAAAAAUUAAUGCUAGGAUUAAAAAGGCAAAAAUGACGUUGUUACUUUAGUAACGCAACUUUUUUUUACUCUCACAAAAACGUCAAGUUUUCCGUCCAAAAUUGACGUUAAAAGUGACAUCUUUU